Punctularia strigosozonata HHB-11173 SS5 is the source of this 1152-nucleotide messenger RNA. RefSeq lists its product as uncharacterized. Lineage: Eukaryota; Fungi; Basidiomycota; Agaricomycetes; Corticiales; Punctulariaceae. Gene Ontology annotation, molecular function: protein binding. The record is from RefSeq and is a predicted model, not a curated record. Bases 1 to 1152 code for a protein of 383 amino acids. The transcript is spliced from 2 exons.
AUGUUCUGUGUCAUCUGCGGUGGACCGUGCUCCGAGGUGUUCCUCAAUCCGAGCAAGACACACUACAUACAAUUCAAUGAGUUGCCCGGGCUGUCGCACGACGAUGGCAUCUGGCUCGGUCGCUCUUUAGUGGCCGUCUAUGCGGACUGCAUAAGCCCCCCAGGGAGGUUCGAAGGCGGUGGCAGUGGCGCGGUCGUAGCGCCUCGCCGUGACGAUGAUCCCGCGGCAGUGGCGGACCAGGAGACGCUCGAGCGCGACGACCCCGUCAAUAGACCACCAAACACAAGAUCGUGCCUCCGCUCCGGCCGCUUCGAGGUCCACCUGACCACCGGACUGCUCGCGCACGAGCUUUGCCUCCGACUCGCCGUCUGCUGGGCGCGCGCCUCCCACCCUCGAUCGUUUCCUAGCGAAGGUCCGGCACUACCUGCCUGGUAUCUCUGGACCAACUCCGGGCCCGUGUGCGCAUGGGCGUUCCAGGUCCACAUAGACGACCCGGAUCUCGUCACGAUGUCGCACCUAGUCGUGAGCUCUCCCUGGACAUACCAGGCCGCCGGCAAGCCGCCGCAACGCAACUACAUCCGCAUCAUGGAGAACUUUCGCUUCGGGUACGGCGACGAGGACGAUCCAGCCGGUGCAUGGAUGGACGGGUUCGACGAGCGGAUGGAGUACGUGCACGAGGCCGACUUCGGCAUCGUCCACCUCAAGCGUCCGGACCACUUCCCCGCCGUGCACGACCUGCCCGCCGGCACGCCUGCUGCCCCUCCCGAAUCCGUCUUUCCCUACGCGUGCCCUGCGGACGUCGUGCUCCAGAUCCUGGCACGCCUCGACGGCGCCUCCCUCCGCGCGCUUGAGUGCACCUCCCGCGCGUGGCGCGACUUCCUCUGCUGCCAACUCGCGCAGCACCACGUCUGGCUCCCGCUCAUCCGCUCUUCCCGUCUUGUACCGACGGACGCGGACUGGACACGCAGCGCGGACGGAGUUAGGCAGGCACUCGCGUCGGCGGAGCGGGUUUCCGAUUGGCGGCGACAUUAUCGCGAUUGCCUGAAGAGCCCUAAUAUGCGGAACCGUGCACGGAUAGCCAGGGCUGUAUGGGCCCUGAGUCACCUCUUGGGACACUGCGGCUGCCUCCCGGGAUCUCCGUCCUGUUGUUAA